CAGUCAGCUGAUGCUAACGCUAACCAGCCGGACGGAAGGUUGUUCUCCUGCGGCAGAGGCUGAGCUGACGGUCAGACAGGAUGCCUUUCUCCGAGCUAUAUUUUAACGUUGAUAACGGCUACCUGGAGGGGCUGGUCAGAGGAUUUAAAGCUGGAAUACUGUCCCAGGCGGAUUAUUUAAACCUCGUUCAGUGUGAGACCCUGGAAGACCUGAAGCUCCACCUGCAGAGCACAGACUAUGGCAGCUUUCUGGCAAAUGAGGCGUCUCCUCUCACCGUGUCCGUUAUCGACGACAAGCUGAAGGAGAAGAUGGUCGUGGAGUUUCGCCACAUGAGGAACCAGUCAUACGAGCCGCUGGCUAGCUUCAUGGACUUCAUCACGUACAGCUAUAUGAUUGAUAACGUCAUCCUGCUGAUCACGGGCACCCUCCACCAGCGGGCCAUCUCUGAGCUGGUGCCAAAGUGUCACCCGCUGGGCAGCUUCGAGCAGAUGGAGGCGGUCAACAUCGCCCAGACGCCCGCCGAGCUUUACAACGCCAUCCUGGUGGACACGCCCCUGGCUGCAUUCUUCCAGGACUGCAUAUCUGAACAGGACUUGGAUGAGAUGAACAUUGAAAUAAUUCGUAACACACUUUACAAGGCUUACCUGGAGGCUUUCUAUAAGUUCUGCUCCAACCUGGGAGGAACCACAGCUGACACCAUGUGUCCUAUUCUAGAGUUCGAGGCAGACAGGAGAGCCUUCAUCAUCACCAUCAACUCUUUCGGCACAGAGCUGUCCAAGGAGGACCGCGCCAAGCUCUUCCCCCACUGCGGCAAGCUUUACCCAGAAGGCCUCGCUCAGCUGGCCCGGGCAGAUGACUACGAGCAGGUCAAGGCCGUCGCUGAUUUCUAUCCUGAGUACAAGCUGCUGUUCGAGGGUGCCGGCAGCAACCCGGGCGACAAAACACUGGAGGACCGUUUCUUUGAGCAUGAGGUGAAGCUGAACAAGCUGGCCUUCCUCAACCAGUUCCACUUCAGUGUUUUCUACGCCUACGUCAAGCUGAAGGAGCAGGAGUGCAGGAACAUCGUCUGGAUCGCAGAGUGCAUCGCCCAGCGGCAUCGCGCCAAGAUUGACAACUACAUUCCUAUCUUUUAAGCCUCCUCUUCUUCCCUCCCACUCCCCCCUUUCUUCAUUUCAUUCAGUCUUAUGUCUUGAACAGUGUCUCCGGUCCCACCUCGGUGUUAAAGAUUCUGAUGGUUUGAUGCAACAUUUUCUCCAUUCUUCACUCGUACGUGUAAAAUUGGUUCCCGACACACAAGUUUCUUGUGGUAAUGUGAGUUCCAGCCAGAUUAUUGCUUAGAAAGUAAAACACAUAAUCGACUUAAAUACAGAGUUUUUUCCUGGAGAAGAAUCACAUGAGCCCUGUUCAACAGAGGUGGUUGGCGCUUGAUUUAUUCAGCUCACCAGGUAAAGGAGGCAACUCAUUUGACUUUCAAACAAUUACCUCUGAUUGUCUAAACUUUCUAACAUAUUGUUCUUUGCGGCACAACUUGUCCGCCUGACAUAUCGGCUGGUAAAAUACACCAGAAGAAUUUACUAAGUCCAGGAAUCAACCCGACAGCCACCAGGACAGAAAGCCCAGGAAGUGGGGAAGCUUGGUUUAUUUUACCGUGAACUCCCAGCAAACACCAACCAUCUUUUUGAGAUCAUGUUAAUCUCCAGGCACGUGAAACACAUUAGUGCGCAGUAUACUGUAUGUUUUGGGUUUAUCGCCAUACCAAAAGUUAAUGUCCCAAAUCUGACACUCACACAACCUCAGAACUUCAGCCAGUCCAGAAGAAAGUGGACAUGAAAACAUUUCUCUGCUCAGCGUCAGUCUCCACCAGGUUCUAUAUAACCUGUAUUUAUUUCUGUUUUAGUGCUAGGUUUUGUCAGCAUGUCUGGUCAUUACUGUAGUUUUCCCCAAAACUAAUGAGUGAAAUGUGUGAGCCCCACCUGAUCUGUUGUCAUAACUAGAUUGUUGUUAGAUAUUAAAUAUACAACGGCUGAACAGGAGCUUCCAGUCCUCACCGUCCCUGUUCCUGUGUGAACUCUUGAGUUUUUGUAAAUGAACGUACUGGAAUGAGGCAAAAUCUUGAGUAUAUGACAGACUUAAUGUUUAAAGUAUACAAAUAUAUAUAGAUAUUUAAAGAUGACUAUAUGAUUUUGUUUUUUCAUGCUGUAAAAAUUGAUUUAUUGCUGUUUUGAUCUGUUUCUUACUUGUGAAAUAUGUAUUGUAAAUGUGACAAAAAAAAUAAACAGACUAAACUGCACUAACGCAGGUCUAGAAAAAUUUAA
Molecule: messenger RNA, 2315 nt
Organism: Siniperca chuatsi (mandarin fish)
Lineage: Eukaryota; Metazoa; Chordata; Actinopteri; Centrarchiformes; Sinipercidae
Product: V-type proton ATPase subunit d 1
Exons: 8
Coding region: 81-1133 (350 amino acids)
Biological process (GO): vacuolar acidification; proton transmembrane transport; vacuolar transport
Cellular component (GO): proton-transporting V-type ATPase, V0 domain; vacuolar proton-transporting V-type ATPase complex; early endosome
Molecular function (GO): proton-transporting ATPase activity, rotational mechanism
Source: RefSeq, a predicted model, not a curated record